ACCCACACCCACCUCAUUAAGAUCAGUCGAAUAUCAAAGCGAGAAAACUUAUUCCCCCAAAAAGUAGAGACGGGAGAAUCUAAAAUUGCUUGACGAGGAAGCAAAAUCAAAAUCAAAAUCAAAAUCAAAAUCACAAAGUAGAAGAAGAAUACAUCAAAUUAGGAGUUUGAAAUCUUAACAAAUUCUUUUUAUUAAUCUCUCGAGAAGGAGGAAGGUGUGAUAAUACGGAAGAUCCAAGUCGGGGGGGUUCGGAGUCGAUGGAGCCGUCUCAUUCCGGAUCCCAACCGCCGCAGAAAGCGGUUCCGAGACUGGCUACAGUGGGAUGGCGAACUAUGUUGAUCUUCAAUCUCGGCCUUGCUGCUUUUAUAUUUGCGAAGAAACGAGAAAAGGACAUUGAUGUGGGCGACAAAAUGGGAGUUAAAAAGGGCAGUAAAGGUGCGAAAAAGAGUGUUGUUAACACCGAAGCCGAGAUGAAAGUUGCAGAAACUGACAAGGCUAAGAUACCAGAGGCUGCAGUAGUGGACAAGGAAGAAGCCAAACCGAUCCCUAAACACGAUGAUCCUCUGUUUGAGUUUGCGGAUGCAGCAGCUGAUGAGCUGGUGUUUCAGGGCGCGGCGAGUGAGUCUGUAAAGGUAGCGAGGAAACCGAUUCCGGAAGAUGAGCAAAGGGAGCUUUUCAAGUGGAUCCUGGAAGAGAAAAGGAAGACGGAACCAAAAGACAGGGAAGAUAAGAAGCGUAUCGACGAAGAGAAAGCUGUCUUGAAACAGUUUAUUCGGGCAGAGAGGGUUCCCAAACUUCUCCCUGAUGAUUCUGUUGAUUCUUCUCUACGUGAUUGGGACAAAUUCUUCUCCAAGUAGAGAGAAACAAACAUAAGAGACUAGUCUACUUGUUUUUUUUUGUUGGUACCCUCAUUUCCUUUUUACUACUUUGAUUGUUUAGCUUGGGCAUCCGGGUUUGGAUCCAACGGUUAGUUCAGUUUAGUUAACACACUUUUCGAUUAAUCAAAAUUCGCUUAAAAAGCUUGUCAAAUUGAACUGGAAAAGGAUAUGUUCAAUAUUCUACCUAAACUAAGAGAAGUUUUUGGUUUCAGUUUAUUUUCGAUUAAAAUUUGGAU
This is a messenger RNA of Brassica napus (rape), 1114 nucleotides long. RefSeq lists its product as uncharacterized. The transcript has 2 exons. Bases 258 to 857 code for a protein of 199 amino acids. The record is from RefSeq and is a predicted model, not a curated record. Lineage: Eukaryota; Viridiplantae; Streptophyta; Magnoliopsida; Brassicales; Brassicaceae.